CGGGAACACAGGUGCACGAAUUCAAAACCGAAUUACUUCAUUUCUGUAGCAACCGCGCUAGAAGCACUAGCAACGUUAAAAAAUAACAAGUGAUUUUAAUAAUUGUUUUCAACUUAAAAUAAUCCAAGUCGAGCAAAGUGACCAGUGAUUGGUGCAAAGCCUGCUCUUCGGAUAAUUUAAAUAAUGUGCUCCAAUAACGAAACAAUGCGGCGUAUCAAGACGGCGUGAUGUUUAAUCUAGAAUGGCAAAGUGGUACGACGCCUACUACAAUGCCCUCUGGGCGUUUACGUUGAUUUUCUACUUUACUAAUAUAACUGCAGCCCUGACCGACAACCGCUGCUACCUGGAGAACGGCGCAUCGUCGGAGAGCUUUUUCGUGUCCGAAGACCUGGCCAUCGGCUCCAACAUCGGGCAGGUCCGCGUCCUAGGCGACCCGCGACCCGGAGGCUCCAUAGCGCUGCGCCUCAAAGAGACCGACCGCACGGAAAGCCCCGUCUCCAUCCUCCCCGGCACCAAGAACAUAACCCUGCGCCGGCAGCUGGACAAGGAGGGAAUCGCCGGCGCGUCGUCGGUGUUCGUGAACAUAAUAUGCGAGAAGCUGCACACCAAAGACUCGGAGUUCGUGAUCCCUGUGAACAUCAGAGUGAUCGAUGUCAACGAUAACUCUCCGAUUUUCAUCAACGCCCCCUAUGUCUUAAACAUAUCGGAGGUGACAGUGGUAGGGACAAGAGUAUUACAAGGUGUUCAUGCCGUUGAUAAUGACCAACAAGGACCGUUCUCAAGUGUUAGAUACUCAGUUUUACCCGGGCCAAACUCGGACUACUUCGAAUUCGAAAACGAACUCGAGGGCACACUGGUUCUCAAGAAACCUUUGGACUACGAAACCCUCAAAACCUUCGACAUAAACAUACGAGCGCUAGACCACGGCGAACCUCCUCGCAAAACAGACACGACCCUUUCAGUACACGUCAUAGACGCCGACGACCAAAACCCCAGAUUCCUAGAUGACCGCUACAUAACCUCCAUCGAAAACCUACCGAAAAAAUUAUCCACCCUCACCGUACAACCGCGCGACAUAAAAGCGUUCGAUCAAGACAUCGGUAUUAACGCCCCGGUCUACUACACUUUCAACGGCAUCGGCCAGGACUACAACUACUUCAAGCUGAACCGGAACACGGCAAAAAUAACCGUGAGCAAAGAUCUGACGGAAAACGAUCUACGACAUCCGGCAACCCUGGUGAUCAGAGCCACCCAACAGGAUAACCCCGACAGGUACGCCUUGGCCACCUUGACCGUCAGCAAAGUUUCGACCAAUGGGAUACGUUUUUUGCAUAGCGUUUUCUAUAUCAAGGCUUCCGAGGAUUUGGCUGUGGGUUCGGUGGUGGGGAGUUUAGCGAAUAACCGGCCUGGGGAGCAGUUGAGGUACUUUGUGUCCGAUCAGGGGGUUUUAAAGACUUUCGGUUUGAAUACCAAGGGGGAGUUGUCGUUGAGGAGGAAGUUGGAUUUCGAGGAGAAGCCAGAGUAUUAUUUUAAGGUUUUUGCUACGGAUGGAGUGACGAACGACUCCGCCGUGGUGAACAUAACAGUAGGCGACGUCAACGAAUGGGAACCGAGGUUCCGUUACCCGCACUACGAGUUCUACGUUACCGGGCAACCGAACGAGCUGAUUGGCCGCAUCGAGGCGGCCGACGGGGACCGAAGCGACAGGCUGACCUUGACGCUAGGCGGCGUCAACGCCACCUCCUUUUUCAUCACCCCCAGCGGCGAGCUGCGACUCAGGCAGGCCAGGGAGUUCACCGGAGUCGCUAAUUUGGCAGUCACUGCUACUGAUAGCGGCACGCCGAGCAAGAAGGCCAGUGUGCCCGUUACGGUGCACUUUCCAGAGGCCUUGGAUGCAGCGGGGGUCGUUUCCACGAGGGGGAAUAAUGUAGGGCCCCUUCUCUUGGCUGGACUGGGGGCUAUCUUGCUUAUAUUGGCUUUUGUCAUAGCACUUUUGAUUGCCUAUAUAUGCAAAGCUAAAAGGUUUCCUCCAAGAGACCUCCAAACUCUCUCCUCCGUAAAACCCUCAUCCACUUUGGGAGGGGUCAAAAAAGUCAGCAACCCCAUGUUCGGCGAUGACAGGCAGCUGUCGCCUAUGGCAACCGCAAUGGGGGGAAUACCAACAGACUUAAAAUCGAGAAUUCCAAGCCCGAAGGUGCAUCCUGCCCCCCAACCCCCCAUGUGGCCCCACUCCGCCUCGUCCAGGGUGAAGAAGUUAAGUUGGGGGGACGAUAAGACUGAUUCGGACAGAAGCACAGAAAAUAUCAAUAAUAUGGACACGACACCAAAGGUUUUGGAUAAUUCCAAUUUGACAGUGUAUUUCUGACAAAAGCUUAAAUUUGGAAUACUUAAAAAUGCUACCAAGUAAAAUAGAUUUCAUAUCUUAGUUAUAGGCUGUUAAAUAUAUGUACA
Molecule: messenger RNA, 2451 nt
Organism: Brassicogethes aeneus
Lineage: Eukaryota; Metazoa; Arthropoda; Insecta; Coleoptera; Nitidulidae
Source: the annotation of a GenBank genome assembly